Capsicum annuum is the source of this 786-nucleotide messenger RNA. RefSeq lists its product as uncharacterized. NCBI's taxonomy places the organism in Eukaryota, Viridiplantae, Streptophyta, Magnoliopsida, Solanales, Solanaceae. The transcript has 5 exons. The coding region runs from base 1 to 786 and encodes 261 amino acids. The record is from RefSeq and is a predicted model, not a curated record.
AUGAAUUCUCAAAGCAACACAGCUACUGAGGGAACAUCUAGUCAAAGAAAUAUAUUUGGUUCAGCUGUUUCCAGUUUUACCAAUGGCCAGACCCUUAUUUAUCUGACUUCUUCAGGGUUGGAAAUUUCUUCAAAAUACUCCAGUUCAAUCACGUUAUCUUUCAAAAAUAAAGUUGAUCCCAAUGGGAUCAACUGGAAAGGUGUCUCAAAAGAUGUCAAAGAUGGUUAUUUUGGAGAAUUCAAGAAGAAUUUCUAUUGGGAUGCUUCUAUUAGUAAAGAAGUAAUGAAGCAACAGUGGUUGAAGAAGGUUGCAUUAUGCUAUAAGAAUUUUAUUUCUAAUAUCAAGAAACAUAGAGCUACAGUUCAACCAGAAUUUGUAAAUGAUCAUGUGUGGGAAAAAUGGAAGGAACUUUUGGAAAGUGAUGAGUGUAUUAAGAAGUCUGAGAUAAAUUUAAAGAACCGUUGUGGUUGGCGUGAAGCUCUUAAAAUAGGUCGAGAUCCAACUCCAAGUGAGUUACAUUUGCACGUCCAUACACAUAAUCAUGAUGGAAAAUCUUAUGUUGGUGAGCGUUCCCGGCUUCUACAUGAAAAGUAUGAACAAAUUGUACGGGAAAAAUUACAGUAUGAAUCUGAAAUUAAUCAAUUGAAAAUAUAUUAUGAAGUUGCGGAAGGAGCAAAGAAGAAAAGAUUAUUUGGUCUUGGGUUUGAAGCUGGCAGUUACUAUAAAAAAAACUUUGUGGUUGCGAUGCCUCCUCCUCAUCAGUACCACCUUCGGUUUCUUUACUGA